Molecule: messenger RNA, 1200 nt
Organism: Colletotrichum abscissum
Lineage: Eukaryota; Fungi; Ascomycota; Sordariomycetes; Glomerellales; Glomerellaceae
Exons: 7
Coding region: 1-1200 (399 amino acids)
Source: RefSeq, a predicted model, not a curated record
AUGGCGAUGGACGGUGAGGCCUUGUGGGCUCUGCCUGUUAUGUGGUCUAUGACGGGACUCGUUUUUCUGUUUCUUCUUCUACGUAUUUAUACGCGCGUAGUGUGCCUUUCAUCAUAUGGUCUCGAUGACCAAAUCUACAUCGCCGCAUUUGUUUUUCUUCUUAUCUUCAACAUGUUCACGCAUCUAGCAGCCAACCAUGGUUUCGGACAAACACCGGACGAGAUCGGGAACAUGGAGGAAGUAGUUCGUGCCACUCUGUUUGAAUGUAUUGGCCAAGGAUUCGCCAUUGUGGGGAUGGCCAUUGCGAAGUGGUCCAUGGGCUUUUUCCUGCUACGAAUAGUUACACUCGGAUGGCACAAGAUAGCUAUCUGGACAGCAAUGGUUCUUGUGGGACUCGCCUCUAUUGCACAGGUCCUUUGUUUUUGGCUGUCAUGCGUGCCCUUUGACUACGUGUACGAUCGCAGAAUUGAGGGAGGAUACUGCCCCAUUGAUACGAGGCCGACUUCGUACAUUCUAUGUGUGUCUACAAUUUUUGUUGAUAUGUUCUUCGCUAUAUUUCCUUGGGUGUUUAUUUGGAAGCUACAGAUGCCAAAACGCGACAAGAUCACUAUCGCGGCGAGUAUGAGCUUCGGACUUAUUGCUGCAGCAGCAGGUAUCAAGCGUACUGUCGAAGUAGAGGGCCUCUAUACGGAGAACUACCUGAGAGACAGUGUGGGUUUGAUUGUUUGGUCAGCUGCUGAGAUGGCUAUUACAAUGAUCUGUGUCGGCAUCCCCGUUUGCCGGCCGCUUUACAAGCGUCUUUUUCAUCGAUUCACGUCCGAGAAUGCCAGCUCGGGGUACCAAAAACAAAAUGAAGAACGAUCCUCUUCGGUCCCUCUCCGCACGAUUGGCGGUGGAAUGGUCGGCGGAGGCGGUCGCCCACUGCCUCAGAGCAAGACAGACACCACCAACAAGUCGGACACUGAUGAUCUAAGCUUCAAGGAUGCUGCGCUUGGUAUCAAAGGAUCUUCCACUCGCACACAAGUCAGCAGGGGAGACAUACCGAUGGAUAACACUUCGGAUGAAGAGAUUUUGGGGGAGGAGUUCCGGAAAAGCCAAGUCAGGCAGACUGAGGGACGUGACUGUAACAGGUAUGACGAACAAGAACCCAGACUUGGCGGCAUACUCGUGACAGAGACUUACAACGUCGAUCGGUCGUAA